CCAUCACCAACACCAACUAUCCCAAUGCUAAGCCCAAGCCGCCCAUUUUUCUUAGUGCCCAAGUUCAUAUCUCCUAUAAAUUUGGGGCGAAUCCCACUAACUGACCAACAGCUUGAGUUGAGAGCUUUUCUUGUACAGUAAAUCCCUUUCCCCACAAGUUCCUUUGUAGUCAUUUUCAAUCACUAAAAAUGGAGUCAGUAUUUCAUAGGGCCGUAGACAACAAUCCUAUGUCCAUUUCAGAAAAAUUCAUUGUCCCAGAGGAGCACCAGGCUAAUCUCUCACAAGUUUCAACUCAGGCCUCAAUCCCCAUCAUUGAUCUCAGUAUUACUGACCAUAAUUUAUUAGUUCAUAAGAUAACACAAGCUUGUGAAGAAUAUGGCUUUUUCCAAAUCACCAACCAUGGAGUCCCAAAAGAUUUGUGCAAGAAAACCAUGACUGCUGUUGCUGAUUUCUACAGUUUACCUUCUCAAGAAAGGUCUCAGUUUACAGAUACCACCAAGCCAGUUAAAAUCAUUGGAUACUUGCUCAACUCCAAGGACCAAGAGUCUCCUAACAUAGCAUUGUGGAGUGAAUCCUUAAACCAUCCUUGGGAUCCUGCUGGAGAUUUUGCCUCUUUAUUACCCCAAAAUCCUCCUCAAUAUAGAGAGACUUUUGCUGAAUAUGCAAAGGAGGUGAAUGAGCUAAUGAAGAGACUUUUUGGGUUGAUAUCAGAAGGGCUGGGACUAGAGAAGGAUUACUUGGUAAAUAAGUUAGGUGAGAAUCCAUGGCUGACAGCACUAGCCAACUUUUUCCCACCAUGUCCAAACCCUGAACUCACUCUUGGGAUGUCUACUCAUACUGAUCUCAGUGCCCUCACUGUGUUGAUGCAAUCAGAGGAAAUCAGUUGUCUUCAGGUCCUCAAAGAUGACAAAUGGAUUGCCGUUCAUCCACUCCCAAAUGCAUUUGUCAUCAAUCUUGGUGAUCAACUAGAGGUAAUGAGUAAUGGAAGAUUGAAGAGUGUGCACCACAGAGUUGUGAACAACAAAAUGCAGCAGAGGAUAUCAGUAGCAUUUUUCUAUGGACCAAACAUGGAGACUGUGAUUGGUCCAAUUGAAGAGUUGACCAAUGAAGAACACCCUCCUCUCUAUAGGACUUAUACUUGUACUGAGUUCAUGGAAGAAUAUAAAAGGCAAGCAGGUAAAAGGCCAAUGGUAAAAGAAGCUUUCCAGCUAAGAUCAAAAUAACAAAGAUAUUUAGUUUAAUAGCAGUUCAUAAACUUGUGAGCACCAACUCAUGUUUCUUGAAAAGAGAGGGUGCAAUGUGUAAUAAAAGGCAAAGUUUUCUUUAGCCACCCAUGUUUUGUAAACAAUAAACAUCAUUCUAAUCAGAGAUUUUUUUGGGUGUU
Cannabis sativa is the source of this 1384-nucleotide messenger RNA. Its product is annotated as protein DMR6-LIKE OXYGENASE 1. Lineage: Eukaryota; Viridiplantae; Streptophyta; Magnoliopsida; Rosales; Cannabaceae. Bases 189 to 1223 code for a protein of 344 amino acids. Gene Ontology annotation, molecular function: dioxygenase activity. The record is from RefSeq and is a predicted model, not a curated record. The transcript is spliced from 3 exons.